AAGAAUUAACGCAUUUUCCUUGUUGUCUUCGAAGGUCACAAAUUGAUCUAUAUAAACUAGGGUGUAUCGGGGAAUGAGUUAUAGUUUGUCUUUUAGUUUCUAACUUAAAUAACUAUGAAAUAUCUGCUUGCAACUUUGGCCCUCUGCGCAUCAGCUUACGCUGGAGGUAUUAUCCUCAAAGGCCCAUCUGGAAUCAUUACCCCAAAUGGCCCAAUUGGUCCUGAUGGAAGAGGUGCCGGAAAUGUAGGUGGAUGGGGUGGUAAUGGAGGCUGGAACGGCGGAUGGGGUGGUGAUGAUGGCCAAUGGAGAGGAGGAAACGGUGGAAACCAAAUCAUCUUGAAAGGACCCUCAGGAGCUAUCACUCCCAACGGACCCAUUGGACCCUCUGCUCUAGGUCUUGGCGCUGGUGCUGGUGCCGGCAUUGGAGGUUGGGGUGGUGAUGACGGUCAAUGGCGCGGAGACGGUGGUGCCUGGAACAACGGAGGAUGGGGCGGAAAUGGUGACGAUGGUCAAUGGCACGGUGACAAUGGUGCAUGGAACGGUGGUUGGGGAGGUGAAGACGAUGGCCAAUGGCGCGGUGACAACGGUGCCUGGAACGGUGAUGAUGGUGAUGACGGUUCCUGGAGAGGCGAUGGAGGUUGGGGUGGUCAUGGACAAUGGUGAGGGUCUCGCUACCAGCCAGAAUUACAUAGUUUAGUGUAAAUAAAUUUAGUUAGCUAAAAGACAAUGUAACUAUCUUUCCUUUUUUUUGUAAAUACCUACAUCUUUUUCUUGUCACAAAUAAAACCUUUUAAAUAAAAUAAU
Molecule: messenger RNA, 804 nt
Organism: Ceutorhynchus assimilis (cabbage seed weevil)
Lineage: Eukaryota; Metazoa; Arthropoda; Insecta; Coleoptera; Curculionidae
Source: the annotation of a GenBank genome assembly